Messenger RNA from Corticium candelabrum, 1759 nucleotides. RefSeq names its product alpha-(1,3)-fucosyltransferase 10-like. Gene Ontology annotation, cellular component: membrane. Lineage: Eukaryota; Metazoa; Porifera; Homoscleromorpha; Homosclerophorida; Plakinidae. The record is from RefSeq and is a predicted model, not a curated record. The coding region runs from base 36 to 1733 and encodes 565 amino acids. The transcript has 2 exons. Gene Ontology annotation, molecular function: alpha-(1->3)-fucosyltransferase activity.
GUGACACGUGACUCUCAGUUUUUACAUCACAGCUAAUGGUUCGUUUUCCUCCCAUUCUUCGUCGAUGGAUGACGCUCUUGGUAAUUGUUUUUGUUGUCCUCUUUGUUGGGAGCCGUAUUAUCGUCGUGAUGAACUCUCCUUCACUCUAUUAUUAUGACGAAGAAGAGAUUCAGGAGGGUUUGUGGGACGGUCUGCUGCAGCUUAUACAGUACAAUGAGGAGCGUGAAGAAAGCGCACCUCUCGCUAACGAAAUUUCAAGUUAUCGAUCUUUACAAUGGUCUUUGAUUCAGAGCAGAAAGGUGGAGGCUCUUUCACUGACAGAGGAUGAGCAAACAAUACAAAUACAUCUACCAGGAUGGGAUUUUACUGAAUAUGCAAACCCUCCUGAAGAACAAAUUGACAACACAAAGGAGGAAUUCACAUUUUCUGAUGAGACACGGGCUACCAAGCUUCCUAAGAUGAAGUAUCCAGUGCAGAAUCGUUUUCCUAUUAUCAUAUGGUGGACACCAUUUACAGGACAUAAACAUAUUGUUCGUCAGUGUGGACACGGUCGUUGCUUGUUCUCACACAAUCGUGAGCUGAAAGAUCAUACAAAAACUCGCGCACUCAUGUGGUAUGGAACAGACUUGAAGUUCAAAGAUCUGCCUCUACCACGUCAGUCAAAACACGAUUGGGCACUUCUGCAUGAGGAAUCACCAAAAAAUAAUUGGCCUAUUGUACACAAACCGAUUAUCAGUCUCUUUAAUCACACAUGCACAUUCAGAAGAGAAUCAUCAUAUCCAAUUACUUUACAAUACUUGCCAUCUAUGGAAUAUCUUACUGCACCGCUGCUGUUUGAUGUGUUGGAAAAAAAUCGAUUUAUUAGUGAACAAGGGCUGGCACCCGUUCUAUAUGUUCAGUCAGAUUGUGACGUUCCAUCAGACCGAGACAGAUAUGUCAAGAAGCUUAUGGAAUACAUUAAAGUUGAUUCGCUUGGAAAAUGUCUGCAUAAUAAAGAUCUUCCUGAUGAGUAUGUUGACCCUCUUACAAUGGACAAAGAAGGUUUCCACAAGAUCAUUGCCAAGUAUAAAUUCACGGUCUCAUUUGAGAAUGCAGUAUGCAAUGAUUACAUCACAGAGAAACUGUGGCGUACACUUAGUCUGGGUUCAUUGCCAAUAUACAUGGGAUCACCAUCCGUACAAGACUGGAUGCCAACCACAAAAGCUCUUAUAUUGGCCAAUGAUUAUCCUACUGUAGAAGCUCUAGCAAAUUACAUCAAAUUCCUGGAUGAAAAUGAUGAUGAGUAUGAACAGUAUUUUGACUUUAAAAAUCCAGGGAAAAUCACUAAUUCAUUGUUGAAAAACACUAUGAAAUCCCGAACUUGGGGAGUUGAUGACAUUGAACAAGAAAAUUUCAUCGAUGGUUUCGAAUGUCAUGUUUGCGAUCGUGUUUUUGAGGAACUUCUGGCCGAUGCUAAAAGGCAAAAGCCACCAACAUUUCAAGCCAAUGAUAGUCACUAUGGCUGCCCGCGACCACAACCUGCUGUUCCAGGCAUGAAGAUGGACAACAGUCUGAGGUCAUGGGUAGAGGAAUUUGACACAAGGUCAGCUGUUAUCGCCAAGGCAACACAACAAAUGGUGAAGUCUGGAGCAAACUCUAGCCGAGUAUUGAAUGACUUCAUCAAAAAAGUUUUCUCAGAGAUGAAAUCAAAUAAUUUUGACCACAACCAUUAUGAAAAUGAAUUAGUUAGUUGAUAUUAAUUGAAUCAUACAAAUGGAAU